Lagopus muta (rock ptarmigan) is the source of this 2819-nucleotide messenger RNA. RefSeq names its product flavin-containing monooxygenase 5-like. Gene Ontology annotation, molecular function: flavin adenine dinucleotide binding; NADP binding; N,N-dimethylaniline monooxygenase activity. The transcript has 8 exons. The record is from RefSeq and is a predicted model, not a curated record. The coding region runs from base 999 to 2609 and encodes 536 amino acids. Lineage: Eukaryota; Metazoa; Chordata; Aves; Galliformes; Phasianidae.
GGCUGCUGCACUCUGCCUGGUGGGGUUGGUAAUGCUUGGGGGGCUACACAAUCCCACAGCAGUCAUGCCCCUCACAUCAAGGGAACUCUCCGCUUGUUGGCACAGCCCCACACAAUGAGUGUACUGCACCAGACCCUCCCAGGUGGGGCAGACCCAAAAAGUACCCUGUGGCAACCCUGGGAUGAAGGAAAAAUUCUUUCUCAUGUGGGGGAAUGCCCUGUCCUGUUUAGGUAUUGCUGUUGGCUGAGCAUAGGCCCUUCUGUCAUCUGUAAUUCCAACCUGCUUCCACUGAUUAUAUUCAUAUGGUUUCUACAUAGCAAAGGUAUAGCAAAGUUUCUAAUCAGAUUAAAGUGUUUUCAACAAACCAGGUGCCUGUCCUGUUACUCACAUUCCCCUGUGUGCUGAGAAUACACAUGGGAUGGGGUCUGCAUGCAUGCACACACAUGCAUACAUCUGCAGCAAAGCAGUCUUGCCUGCGGUACAUGCAGCUGGAACAGAUCCCAGGGAUCACAUCAGCAAGAUCAUUCCCAUCCCUGUAACACACACGUAGCCCCCCAGAGGACAGCAACUGGGGACAUGCAUUGGGGACCUGGAGCAGUGCUAGCUAUUCCAGGCUGCCAUGCACCAAGGCUGGCACUCAUGCCUGGAGCAUGCCCUCUGUUUUGUUUUUCACAUAGUGAUGCUAAAAUUUGGAGCAUGGCCACAUCUCAGCCCCCACACCCAGGAAGUUGCUGGGGCAGGCUUCAGCAUCAUUACGUGCUUAGAGAAAAUAAUGAGCCCUUUGCGAAGGGCGGGCAGGAACCUGUAGAUCAUGUCUAGAUGAAACAUCUCGCGAUGCCUCAGUUGACCUCAGCCAUCCACGCUGAGAAACAGGGACACCCAGCACAGCUGAGCGGCACCAACCGCGUCCCUCCUGUGCCACUCACCAGACUCAGUGACCUCCUGCGUGCCCAGCGGCACAGCCUCCCCUGCCACCACUGCUGUCUCUGCUGCCAGACAUGGCUGCCCAGAGAGUAGCCAUCAUCGGUGCUGGCGCCUCCGGCUUGUGUGCCCUGAAAUGCUGCCUGGACGAAGGGCUGACCCCCACCUGCUUCGAGAGGAGUGGGGACAUCGGGGGGCUGUGGCGAUUCGAGGAGAAGCCUGAGGAGGGCCGCGCCAGCAUCUACCGCUCCGUCAUCAUCAACACUUCCAAGGAGAUGAUGUGCUUCAGCGACUUCCCCAUCCCCGACGACUUCCCCAACUACAUGCACCACUCCAAGAUCAUGGAGUACUUCCGCAUGUACGCGCGGCGCUUCGACCUGCUCCGCCACAUCCGCUUCAGGACCAGUGUGCGCCGCGUGGCCAAGCGCCCUGACUUCGCCACCACGGGCCGCUGGGAGGUGGAGACCGAGAGCGAGGGCAAGCAGGAGUCAGCCAUCUUCGAUGCCGUGAUGGUGUGCACCGGGCACCAUUGUGAAGCACACCUCCCGCUGCACACCUUCCCUGGAGUAGACAAGUUUGAAGGCUGGUACCUGCACAGCCGGGACUACAAGAGCCCGCAGGCCUUUGCGGAGAAGCGGGUCAUUGUGGUCGGCACCGGGAACUCGGGCAUCGACAUCGCGGUGGAGCUGAGCCACACAGCCAAGCAGGUGUUUCUCAGCACCAAGCGUGGGACAUGGGUGAUGCACCGGGUGGCAGAAGGUGGGUACCCCUUUGACUUCUCCUACCUCAGCCGCUUCACCCAGCUCCUCCAAAGCAUGCUGCCCCUCUCUGUGAGCAACUUCAUGGUGGAGAGGAAACUCAACAUGCGCUUUGACCAUGCUCUCUAUGGUCUGAAGCCAAAACACCGGGUCUUCAACCAGCACUUGACCAUCAACGAUGACCUGCCCAACUGCAUCAUUUCGGGCAGGGUGCUGGUGAAGCCGAACAUCAAGCAGUUCACAGAAACAUCUGCCAUUUUUGAGGAUGGCACUAAGGAAGACAUAGAUGCUGUAGUCUUUGCCACUGGGUACAGCUUCUCCUUCCCCUUCCUUGAGGAUUCUGUGAAGGUGAUGGAGAAUCAGGUCCCCCUCUACAAGUUUAUGUUCCCAGCUGACUUGGAGAAGCCGACGUUGGCUUUCAUUGGCUACAUCCAGCCUCUGGGAGCCAUCAUGCCCAUCGCAGAGAUGCAGAGUCGCUGGGCCACCCGUGUCUUCAAGGGUCUGCACAAGCUGCCACCAGCCAGCACCAUGCUGGCAGACAUUGCACAAACCAAGGACAAAAUAGCCAAGCGGUACGUGGCCAGCCGGCGGCACACUAUCCAGGUGGAUUACAUUCCCUACAUGGACGAGCUCGCCAGCCAGCUGGGUGCCAAGCCCAACCUGCUGUUGCUCUUCCUCACUGACCCCAAGCUGGCAAAGGAGGUGCUGCUGGGGCCCUGCACGCCCUACCAGUACCGCCUGCGUGGCCCAGGCGCAUGGCAGGGUGCCCGGGCGGCCAUCCUGUCCCAGCACCAGCGUGUUGACCAGCCCCUGCGAGGCACGGCCAGGCACCCAGUGCCACGCUGCAGCUCUGUGCCACACAUCUUCAAGGUCUUCUUCAGCCUCGGACUGAUCGUGGCCACGCUCAUCUACGUCUCACUGUCCCCUUAGCCCCAGUGAAGGGGGCUGCUGGACAUUGCCUUCCUCUCCUUGGGGUGUCGGUGCUAUUGGGAAGGGCUCAAAAAGCUCUGCUGGAUGCGGGGUGGCAUGGGGAAUUCUUUCCCUGAGGAAAAAGGCAAUAAAGCUCGUCCCCGUUCUCCGGGGUGAAGGGCCAGGCUCUGGUCCGUCCUCACGGAUCCCCGCACCGCGCACACAUUGCAC